UAUUUUAUGACUUUUGGCCAAGGUUGAUAUACUUUUGGCGUCGUUUUUUGAUUGAAUAUUAAUAACACAUUGAAUAUGAAUUUACCAUUAUAAACAACAGAAAAUAACUAUUUUUCUUAAUUCUAAUAAUGAAAAUGAAGCUUGUAGAUCAAGUAGUACGUAGUUUUCGAGUCGCCAAAGUAUUUCGAGAGAACACUGAUAAGAUUAACAGCAUUGAUUUUUCUCCUAACGGCGAAACGUUAAUUUCUUGUAGUGAAGAUGAUCAGAUUGUUAUUUACGACUGCGAAAAAGGAACUCAAGUUAGGACAGUCAAUAGCAAGAAGUAUGGAGUUGAUUUAAUACACUUUACACAUGCUAAAAAUACAGCUAUUCAUAGUUCAACCAAAGUUGACGAUACAAUAAGAUACUUGUCUCUCCAUGAUAACAAAUACAUUAGGUAUUUUCCAGGGCAUACGAAAAAGGUUGUUUCUCUCUGUCUUUCACCAGUUGAAGAUACAUUUCUAUCUGGAUCACUUGAUAAAACUCUUCGAUUAUGGGACUUAAGAUCACCAAAUUGUCAGGGUUUAAUGCAUUUAUCAGGUCGCCCAGUGGCUGCUUAUGAUCCAGAAGGUUUGAUUUUUGCUGCCGGUGUUAAUUCAGAAUUGAUUAAACUGUACGAUCUACGAUCGUUUGACAAAGGCCCAUUUAUCAAUUUCAAACUAACACAAGAGAAAGAAUGUGACUGGACGGGUUUGAAAUUUUCCCGAGAUGGAAAAACAAUUUUGAUUAGUACUAAUGGUUCAAUUAUACGAUUGGUGGAUGCUUUCCAUGGGACGCCUUUACAGACAUUUACAGGGCAUUUGAAUAAUAAAGGUAUUCCUAUAGAAGCAUCUUUCAGUCCAGAUUCUCAGUUUAUAUUUAGUGGCUCAACCGAUGGAAGAGUGCAUGUCUGGAAUGCCGAUACAGGGUAUAAGGUGUGUGUACUGAAUGCUGACCACCCAGGGCCUGUGCAAUGUGUUCAGUUUAACCCAAAAUUCAUGAUGUUAGCGUCAGCAUGUACAAACAUGGCUUUUUGGCUGCCCUCCAUUGAAGACACUUAAGAGAAAAAGGAUUAAGUUUUCUUUUAAUAAAUAUUUUUUAUAAUAAAAACUAUAUGCAGUUUGAAUGAUAAAUUAAUAUUUACACUAAAUAUGAACUUGAUUAUCUGGUUAUAAUUUUUUUAGUAUCUAUAUUAAUUUUUGUAACUAUUACUUGCUUUGUUUCUGUCAAAAUAUUAUCUGGGUAUUACAAGACAAGCUUGGAAAUAAUAUGGUUAUUGUUCAGUUAAUUGACAAUUUUGAAUCAUUAUUGUAGUAAAAAUUACAUUAUUUUACUAUAUACGGGGUGCGCUUCAAAAGUGACUCACCCCUAUACUUUUUUUUAUUUUUUCAGAUAAAAAAAAG
Sitophilus oryzae (rice weevil) is the source of this 1421-nucleotide messenger RNA. It is a transcript of the gene Wdr82, whose product is annotated as WD repeat-containing protein 82. Gene Ontology annotation, molecular function: protein binding; chromatin binding. The coding region runs from base 129 to 1079 and encodes 316 amino acids. The transcript is spliced from 3 exons. Gene Ontology annotation, cellular component: Set1C/COMPASS complex. NCBI's taxonomy places the organism in Eukaryota, Metazoa, Arthropoda, Insecta, Coleoptera, Curculionidae. The record is from RefSeq and is a predicted model, not a curated record.